AUGGCAUCCCCUACUGAUAUUCGCUGGCAAGACCAAAACGUCGUCAAGAAGGAUGGCAAGUGGACAGUGGACGGGAGACCACAAGCCACCGUCGCACCAGCAUUCCAGGAAUCCCCGUCCAAUAUUCCCAACCACUAUUACUUAGGUCUCAUGGUGACAGCACCCGUCAACGCGGCGACACCGCCUCACACGCACGGUGGAGGAGCAGUCGUGGCAACUAUGAUCCGGGGCAAGAUGUUGAAUCAGAUGGUGUGCCCUCAUCAUGAUCCGAACUCUCAGGGCACUGGUCCAAAGGUAUACUCUGUCGGAGAAAGUUGGUAUGAGCCGCCCGGGUGUCAUCACGUGCGCUCCGAGAAUGUAGGCAACGAAGAAGCGCAGUUCUUAGCCGUGUUUGUUGUGUCCAAGGAGAAGGUCGACAGCGAAGGACUUGCCAGCUUAGUCGUCAUUGAUGCUGCGGUCGAGGAAGCAAAACAUGCAGCUAAAGAAUAA
Messenger RNA from Exophiala aquamarina CBS 119918, 489 nucleotides. RefSeq lists its product as uncharacterized. NCBI's taxonomy places the organism in Eukaryota, Fungi, Ascomycota, Eurotiomycetes, Chaetothyriales, Herpotrichiellaceae. The record is from RefSeq and is a predicted model, not a curated record. The transcript has 2 exons. Bases 1 to 489 code for a protein of 162 amino acids.